This is a messenger RNA of Suillus subaureus, 1690 nucleotides long. RefSeq lists its product as uncharacterized. The coding region runs from base 221 to 1606 and encodes 461 amino acids. Gene Ontology annotation, molecular function: protein binding. Lineage: Eukaryota; Fungi; Basidiomycota; Agaricomycetes; Boletales; Suillaceae. The record is from RefSeq and is a predicted model, not a curated record. Gene Ontology annotation, cellular component: NuA4 histone acetyltransferase complex. The transcript has 9 exons.
CGGAUACUCAACGAUCGACACGACUUGUGACGAGAGCCUCAGUCACAGUCAUGAGUCCAUUAACCAACGUAGAAUGUCUUUUGCUCGCACAAGCAGUGUACGAGCACGGCGCAAAUGCUUGGCAGCAAGUCUCAAAGCUGCUCUCAAAGCAUCCCAUCAUCUCUCGCCCAAAAACUUUCUUUUCCGCUAAUGUCAGCCCGUUUCAACUUUUUUACUAUGUAUGGCGUACUCAGAUCAUCUUGAGUGCACCGAGUCUGACCCGAAUGCUCCACAUGCUCUUGUGAAUCUAAAGCUUGCCCAGAAGUUCUAUGGUGCACGUCUCCUGGAGUUGCGUGACUUGAUUGCAGCAGAGGAAGUCAAGUUCAAAACCAUCGUUGCAGAAAUUCAAGAUAUUCGGGCUGGGAAAUGGGACGAUAAGAUUCGUGCCAAGCUAUCUGGAACAGAAUUCGACCACGAGGUAGAACACGCUGCUGCACCUACGCAGAGUGAAACAGUCGUCGAACCUGAAGUUGAAGUCUCACAUGAGAUCCAGGAGCAAGCUAUCCCCCAGCCAGAAGAACCAGUCACUAUGCAAGAACCCGAGAACAUUGAACCUGAACAAGCCCCUGAACCAGUCCCUGUGGAAAUAGAAUCCCCUCUCCCGCCACAAACCGAGGAACACGAGCCUGAGAAUGAAAAUGAUGAGCAACCAAUUGAACUCGACGAACCCGUAGCCUCAACUCAUGAGGAAGAAGCAGAACAGUCUGAAUGGGAGCAACAGCCCACAUCCCCAGACGAUGAGGCAAGUGAGAUAGAGGCAAUAUUGACACCUGGCGCGCCAGAGGGGUCCGUCGAGGAAGAAGUUAGCGAACAGUCGCCCGAACAUGAAGAGGAGUCGCCUGUUCAUGAGGAAGAGAUACUCGAACAUGAAGAGGAGGAGGCGUCACACGCACAAGACACUGAACAGUCCUACACUGAACCAGAGCAAGAGACUUCCAUAGAAGUCGAUGCGGAGCAGAACUUAUCUGUUGAUACCGAGACAAGUUCGCAAGCUAAACGCAAGGUGGACGAAGUGGAAGUUGACGACGGCGAAGGCACUGAAGAACCCGACAAGAAACGUUUACGUGAGGAGAGCUCGCCUCCUACACCAGAGGAGGAGGAACAAGCCACACGUCCCCGACGCGACACAACAAGCAGCGAGCAACGCCCCUCCACACCCCUUCAAUCCGGUCCAUCCGGCUCCACCGCUCAAUCCACAAUUCAAGCUCAACCCAUUGCUAACAAGCGCUUCCAGGCUGUCAUCAACCUCCUACACUCUCAAAUCUCACAACACCGCAACGGUAAUAUCUUCCACAAUCCUAUAAAACCGACCGAAGCGCCCGAUUACCACGAUAUCAUCAAGCGCCCCAUGGAUUUGAAGACCAUCAAGGCAAGGAUCAAAGAUGGAGUUAUCAGGACCUCCAGAGAUUUUCAGAGGGAUGUGUAUCUAAUGUUUGCCAAUGCGAUCAUGUAUAACAGGCCAGGGAGUGAUAUCGCGUUGAUGGCGGAAGAGAUGAUGCUUGAGAGCGAGAAUCAUAUCAAUUCCUUCCGGCAAACAGAAGGUUACUUGCGCAACACCCGCGCGUGAACUUAUGUUAGGGGAAGUUCGCAUGAAUACAUGCUUUGCACUGGAAUAACGCCUCUCACACACAUUGCUCGGAUGUCAGAGAAA